CAAUAGUGGUGAAUGCAACUGCUGUGUGGAUUGUGAAGUUCUUUUCUUCUGUACCACCCUUAUGAACGUAUAUAUAUUGAAGUACAGUAUGUACCAAAUUUUUAUGUAGUCAAGUUAUGGCACCCAUAAGGAACGAAGAAGGAGAAAUAUGUAUGUUUAUAAUUAAUUUUGAAGAUAUUACAGAUGCUCCUUAUAGAGAUGAUUAUCAGCCGUCACCCAUCCCAAGCCCAAGGCUUUUGUUAAAACAUAUCCCAAUCCUGCAGCGAGUUAUACCGUCCAAGAAACAAGAAGAAAAAAGGAUAAUGUGCUCUGCAGACAUGUCACCUGUUUCUACCUCAUCAGAUCGUAGCAAAACCCUUCGCCUUCGCCUCCCUCCUACCCGUUAUGAGUUAGAUAGCCCAGAAAUCGAGACAGUGGUGCCUACUGAAAGUGAUAUCAACCCUCCUGUUGGAAGAACGCAAAGUUUAGAUAUGUGUGAUCAUGUGAAGCAUCCUGGACAGGAUCAUCUUAAAUCUCUUCCUCUAGCUACAGUUACAGCGAAUAACUUGAGCAAAUCUCUCCCUAAUGCAUCUUCCGAUUCUGAUCUCUCACGUUUUCGAACUCAGGCUCAAGUCAAGUCUCCUUCUUUUAGUAACGACACACCUGAUGGAGGGACUAAACAGAAAGACAACAGUCAUUCGUCAACAACGUCCAAGUUUCUUAAAGAAAUGCAAUCUCAUAGCAAACAUCACGUCGGAGAAAAAGUGGCCCAGGUACGUUUUUUGACCGAUAGAUGGCGAAACGUGAGUCAACGCUAUAAUCAGGUGCUGUCCCUCGGAGCGGAUGUCCUGCCCGAAUACAAACUACAAAAACCUAGGAUCCACAAGUGGACUAUACUUCAUUAUUCACCAUUUAAGGCCGUGUGGGAUUGGAUUAUAUUAUUAUUAGUUAUAUACACGGCCAUUUUCACGCCUUACGUUGCGGCAUUUUUAUUAAAUGAAGAAAAAUCCGAAAAUAAAAAAUCGAAAAAGCAUGGUGAAGAUCCCAUUAUGAUAAUAGAUCUUAUAGUGGAUGUGAUGUUUAUUAUUGAUAUUUUAAUUAAUUUUCGUACAACUUAUAUCAACUCCAAUGACGAAGUUGUUAGUCAUCCUGGUAAAAUAGCUGUACAUUAUUUGAAGGGUUGGUUUUUGAUUGACGUUGUGGCUGCUAUCCCUUUCGAUCUCUUACUAGUUGGUUCCGAAACGGACGAGACCACUACCUUGAUUGGGCUGUUGAAAACAGCAAGGCUUCUAAGGCUGGUACGGGUGGCACGUAAAAUAGACCGCUACUCAGAGUAUGGAGCUGCUGUGUUGCUACUUCUCAUGGCUACUUUUGCACUAGUUGCUCAUUGGUUAGCAUGCAUAUGGUAUGCCAUUGCCAAUGCCGAGAGGCCAAGUUUAAAUCCAAAGAUAGGAUGGCUGGACCAGUUGGCUAAAGACACGCAUCAAUUCUACAACUACUCGCAAGGCGGUCCCAGCAUAAAAGCCAAGUACGUGACUGCACUCUACUUCACCUUCUCGAGUUUAACCAGCGUAGGGUUUGGCAACGUGGCUCCAAAUACGAAUAUGGAGAAGGUGUUUUCCAUUUUGGUCAUGUUAGUUGGAUGUAAGUAA
Centruroides sculpturatus (bark scorpion) is the source of this 1631-nucleotide messenger RNA. Its product is annotated as potassium voltage-gated channel subfamily H member 6-like. Gene Ontology annotation, biological process: membrane repolarization during action potential; potassium ion transmembrane transport. Gene Ontology annotation, cellular component: membrane. Lineage: Eukaryota; Metazoa; Arthropoda; Arachnida; Scorpiones; Buthidae. The transcript has 7 exons. Gene Ontology annotation, molecular function: inward rectifier potassium channel activity. Bases 117 to 1631 code for a protein of 504 amino acids. The record is from RefSeq and is a predicted model, not a curated record.